Lampris incognitus (smalleye Pacific opah) is the source of this 1164-nucleotide messenger RNA. RefSeq lists its product as uncharacterized. Lineage: Eukaryota; Metazoa; Chordata; Actinopteri; Lampriformes; Lampridae. Gene Ontology annotation, biological process: DNA integration. The transcript is spliced from 2 exons. The annotation marks the transcript as partial. The record is from RefSeq and is a predicted model, not a curated record. Gene Ontology annotation, molecular function: nucleic acid binding.
UUUACUGACCACAAACCUCUUUUGGGCCUGCUACACCACUCAAAGCCCAUGCCAUCUGUCCUGUCCCCACGCAUGCUACGCUGGAGUGUUCUUCUUGGGGCCUACGAUUACGAAUUGUGCUACCGCCCUGGCAAACAGCUAGCAAAUGCUGAUGCCCUCAGUCACUUACCACUGCCCGCUGGUAUGCGUGAGACCCCUCCACCCAUGGAGGUGCUCUUACUGGAAAUGGCACCUGAAGCCCCACUGAAUGCAAAACACAUUGCCGCCCUUACUCGGAAGGAUCCUGUUCUGUCUCGGGUGCUGCGCUGGGUCCUGCAUAGCUGGCCAAUGGAUACACCCGACAGCCGUUUCAAGCCGUUUUUCACCCGGCGCCAUGAACUGUCCGCACACAAGGACUGCCUAUUAUGGGGGAGUCAUGUAGUUAUUCCUAACCUGGCGAGGGAGGAGGUACUAGCCAUGCUGCAUGAUGCACACCCAGGCAUUGUGCAUAUGAAGGGCCUGGGGAGGAGUUAUGCCUGGUGGCCAGGUAUGGAUUUAGCAAUAGAAAAAACAGUAAAAUCCUGUGAAACCUGUCAGAGAACUCGUCAUGCACCACCAACAGCACAGCUGCACCCUUGGGAGUGGACAACUAAGAAAUGGUCCUGGCUACACAUUGACUUUGCUGGUCCAUUCCAGGGGAAGACAUUUCUCAUAAUUGUGGACUCACACUCUAAGUGGUUAGAGGUUGCUGUGGUGAGUUCAAUGUCCUCCUCUGCAGCGAUCAGCACACUGAGGCUCCUCUUUGCAACUCAUGGGUUACCAGAUGUCAUUGUUUCUGACAACGGUGAAGCCUUCACAUCGGAAGAAUUCAAAGAGUUUGCCAGACGGAAUGGCAUCAGAGCAGUGACUACGGCCCCUUACCAUCCUCGUUCAAAUGGCCAAGCAGAACGUAUGGUCCAGACAACCAAGGAGGCCCUGUCUAGGAUCCGGCGUCUUACCACGGCCUUUGAUCGCCUUCAUCCUGACUAUGAAAAUGAGAUGCACCUCAAGCAGGAAGUGAGUGCAGAAAAGCUGCAAGGCCCAAACAGAUGUUUUAGGCCACAGGACACUGUGUACAUGAGGAGCUACACUGGGGGACCCAAAUGGGUCCCUGGUGUGAUAGCCGAUCCUACUGGCCCAGUUUCA